AUGAAUAUCCCAAAUUCCCCCCUCUUUGCACCGCUGCAAUUAUCAAAUCCUCUUGGUCCUGAUUCACCUAACGGUGCCAAUAAUACUGAUUCUUCAAAUCAAUCUCCAACCCAGAUCUUGCUUCCAAAUUUACCCGAUAAGCCGACAGUUUCAACUUCUUCAUUUGCGGCAUAUAUUAUUCCAUCGGAAAGAAAUCUAUUUGUCCAGGGAUUUGAGCCUCAUGAAUAUAUGGCAAGACCUCCUACUUUAUUAAGAGGUUCAUUAGUCAUUAAAGUGUUUAAGCCAACUAAAAUCAAAUCAAUCAACUUGACUUUUAAAGGUGUUCAAAGAACAGAUUGGCCUGAAGGUAUACCACCAAAAAAAAAUCAGUAUAACGAAAUAAAUGAAAUUGUAACACAUACAUGGCCAUUUUUCCAAGGAAAUUUAAAUGAAAAAGUUAAAAAUCAUGGUGCCGAUUGGUUUAUUGAAAAGAACGGUACCCAUCAUCAUCAGAAUACAAAUGAAGAGGACACUGUAACAAGUAGAUCAGGAACUCCUCCUCCUCCUUCUCAUUCUCAUCCACAACCACAUCAUCAAUCUUCAAAUAGUAGUAUCCCCUCGUUGACACUUUCUCCAACUAGAAAAUCCCACCGUGAAGAAACUACUGCAACUUCAAACUUCUUUAGCAGAACAUUAUCUCCAAGUUUUAUGAGAAGAGCAAAAUCUCCUUCAAUAGCGUCAGUUACAGAUAGUACAAGAAAUGGAUCGUCUCUGGAUUUACCAUCAACUUCUUCAAACGGAAGCACAGAUUCCCAUGCUCAUAUGCAAUUUGCUCCUGGUGAUUAUAUCUAUAAUUUUGAACAUCCAUUACCUGCUUCCAUUCCAGAAAGUUGCGAUGUUACCUUCGGUACUACAGCAUAUUUUUUAGAAGUCAAUAUCACCAGACCAGGAACAUUUAAAAGCAAUAUAUCAGGAAAAUUAAAUUUAAAUAUAGUUCGAACUUUAUCGGAAGCAAGUUUAGAAGAAAAUGAAUCUAUUGUUAUUUCAAGAGAUUGGGAAGAUCAAUUACAUUAUGAUAUUGUUAUUGGUGCAAAAUCAGUUGUGCUAGAUCUGUAUUUACCAUUAGCAUUUAGAUUUGUACCGCUUUUUGGCAAAGUUGCUUUGCAUAGAAUUAGAAUCUAUCUUACUGAAAAUUUAGAAUAUUAUUGUUCAAAUAAAAAAGUUCAUCGAAUGGAACCAUCCAAGAAAUAUUUGUUGUUGGAACAUAAAGCAGAAAAGGGCAGAUCUUUGUUAUCUUCGACAAAUGGAGAUCAAACUGCUGAUUUGAAUAAUUUUGAUGAAGAUAUAUUACCUAAAGAAUUAGAAUUCCAAUUAUUUGUCCCAACUGAAUUGAAUGUGAGAACAAAUAGUAAACUUCAUCCUGAUACUUCCUAUGACAAUAUUCAAGCCCAUCAUUGGAUAAAAAUUUGUUUACGUAUCAGUAGAAUAGAUCCAAAUAACCCAGAAAAGAGAAAACAUUAUGAAAUCAGUAUUGAUUCUCCAUUACACGUGUUGAAUAAUUUGUGUUCCCAUGGUAAUACUUUAUUGCCAGCUUAUGAUGAUUUGAUUCCUCAAUCAGGAAGUUCACGUAGUUUAUUGGCUAAUCAUAGUCAUGAAGCUGCUCCAUUAUCUCCAGGAGUUAUUCCAGUUGAACAUUCUGCCCGUUCUCGUAGUGGGAGUGGUGCUGCAAAUGGUAUCUUUGGAAGAUUCAACAAUAAUACUAAUGGUGGAAGUAAUGGUCUCAACACAAGUAUCAGCAACAGCAGUAGUGGAAGAUCAAGAAGAGGAAGUUCUACACCUGGUGACAAUGGAAUUGAUAGACCUGUGACGCCUAUUGAUUUCCAUCAUAUUACUUCUGGACUUGAAAAUGCUGGUGUUGUUGAAAGAGAAGCAGAUAUGCAUUUAGAAGCUAAUUUGUAUCAACCAAAAGAUGAAGCAAAUAUUAGUGCUAUUAAUUCACCACAGGCGGUACCACAUCCAGGUACAUUUACAAGUCCAUUAAUGCUGCCUGUUCAACGACCAAUUCAUUUAUUAAGAAAACCAUCUACAAAUCCACCUCCAUUUGAAGCUGACAGCGCACCUCCACCAGCAUUACCACCAUCAUAUGAAGAAGCAGAGUCUGAAUUUGCGGAAAAUCUGACUAUUCGUCAUCAUCUUAAUACUGAUAAUAGUAGAUCUUUAAGUUUGUCACCAUUAAGAAUUGAUGAACCUGCGCAGGCGCCACUAACUACUAAUACUAAUGAAACUUCAGAGUCUGAAGGUGUUGGAAGUACUACACUGGUACGGGAUUUGUUAGUCCUACAAUUGGGUGGCAGAAGAAGUUCUAUGGAAUCAGCAUUCAGAGGAUUAAUUCCAACAAAUACUAUUGAUGAAAAUAUCCCAGAAAAUGAACCACAGCCAUCACAACAGCAACAACAAGAAAUACCAAUUCCACAUAUAGAAAUAUCUAACCCAGUAGGAGAAAGUACAACUGAAACUAGUAGUUCUGAUAAUAUUACUACAAGUGACAGUAGUUCACAUAAUCAAUCAAUAUCAACAGGACCAAGUGAACAUGAAGUACAACAACAACCACCUCCACCUCCACCACCACAGCUUCCAAGAUCUGCAGUAGAAGAUGAAGAUGAAGAAGAUAUAGUUGAUUAUCCAUCAUCACCAAUUCUUCCACCAUCACCAAUAGUUCCACCAUCUGGAAUAGCUAAAGUUUCAAGAUCUUCAUCAAUCACAUCUACUGGAUCUAUUGAUUUCCCAGUUGAACAAACAUUACCAUUAUUAGGUUCAGUAGCUUCACAAAAUUCAUUAUUACUCAACACUGCUAAUACAACAACUACUACAAAUUAUAAAGGUAGAAAUGAAUCUGUUGGAUCAUUACUUUAUGAAUUUGCUAAACCUACAGAAUUUGUUGAUGAACUUGAUCCAAGUCCAGAGUUUUAUAAAAUGAUGAGUAGUAGUUUAAGCAAAUUAAGAAAUCCAAGAUUACAUAAACACUAUCAAGAUCAAGAAUUAAAUAAAUGA
This is a messenger RNA of Candida tropicalis MYA-3404, 3030 nucleotides long. RefSeq lists its product as uncharacterized. Gene Ontology annotation, biological process: ubiquitin-dependent endocytosis. NCBI's taxonomy places the organism in Eukaryota, Fungi, Ascomycota, Pichiomycetes, Serinales, Debaryomycetaceae. The record is from RefSeq and is a predicted model, not a curated record. Gene Ontology annotation, molecular function: ubiquitin protein ligase binding; protein-macromolecule adaptor activity. Gene Ontology annotation, cellular component: cytoplasm; cytosol. The transcript has a single exon. Bases 1 to 3030 code for a protein of 1009 amino acids.